UGCCAGUGAAGGAGCAUGUCACUGUAGUUAGCAGGGAGCUUUCCUACCCCUGAGACCGUCUCUAUAAAGGCCCGCGACACGUGCACUCUACGAGUUAAAGCCACACGACACUGCCUCAGACAAGCUCAUUCUCACCACCGCAAUGGGUUCGCAAAGCCCUACCAAUGCGAACGACCGCCCGCGCCUGACCGAGGCCCAGAAGAAGGAAAACCACAUUCGCUCAGAGCAGAAGCGCCGCGAAGCCAUCCGCGAAGGCUUCGAUCGCCUGGCAUCGAUCGUACCUGGAAUGGAAGGACAAGGACGCAGCGAGGCAGUAGUACUGGAGGCUACAAUCAAGUACAUGCGCGAGAAGAUUGUGGAGCGCCAGAAGACCGUCGCAGAUGCGCAGGCACAGGGCAUCAACACAUCAGCAUGGGACUUGCCCAAGGAGACACUGGACGCUUGCGCGGCGCAACUACAAAGGACGAAGAACGAGGAAGCUCAGAUGGACGACAUCAACGGGAAGAGCUAGGAUAUGACUUCCCGGAGAUGUCUGGACAAUCAGACGAGAGAAAAGCUGCAUAAAAUCUCUGUGAGCAUAAGUCCCUGCGCUUGCCAGUCAGUGCACUAUGGAGAGUGUAACAAAAGAGCCCGAGAACACGUUGUACAUAACGACAAGUCUUGGCUGGCCAUGCGUUUCUACGAGUCUGCAAACUUGUGGAAGGCUUGCAGGCUGUAUCAUUAUCCGGCGACAUGCGUCGCACAGUGGCUACGGCGGG
Macroventuria anomochaeta is the source of this 758-nucleotide messenger RNA. RefSeq lists its product as uncharacterized. The record is from RefSeq and is a predicted model, not a curated record. NCBI's taxonomy places the organism in Eukaryota, Fungi, Ascomycota, Dothideomycetes, Pleosporales, Didymellaceae. Gene Ontology annotation, biological process: regulation of transcription by RNA polymerase II. Bases 143 to 511 code for a protein of 122 amino acids. The transcript has a single exon. Gene Ontology annotation, molecular function: DNA-binding transcription factor activity, RNA polymerase II-specific; protein dimerization activity; RNA polymerase II cis-regulatory region sequence-specific DNA binding.